AUGACGCCCGUCGACGUGAUGCUGGAGGCUCGAGAUGCUCGCCUGGGCUUCAAUUUUCGUCCCCUUUCCAGCGAGUUUCUCGUCUUCUUCAUCAUUUGCGGCCUGCUAACCGUCUUCUUCCUGCUUUACUUCAACCGACUCUUUGCUUCCGCCGUGUCGUAUGCCAUUCGCACAUAUACAUGGCACACAUACAGAGUCUAUAUUGACAUCAAAGCGAUCCAAAUCUCUCUUCUCGGAGGCCGCAUAUUCUUCACCGGCUUACGCUACCACGGAUCCAACGAAACUUUCCUCGUCCAGCACGGAGACAUCACUUGGAGAUAUUGGCUACGCCGAGUACGAGACGCCGACAUAAACCUCUCUAAUUGCUCUGAUGGUUCUUCGGUAUCGGACAGCCAAAAGAAUUCUAAUUUGCCGUGUCGCAUCCAUGCCAGACUGGUCGGUGUAGAGUGGUUUGUGUAUAACCGGAGCCCGGCAUACAAUGACCUUCUCAAUGGCUUGCUCAAUGACGACCCUUCCGCCUCGAAAUCCAGCGGCAUUUCUAACGCAACGGAAGAAGUUGCCCUUACGGCUCGAAGGGGCUACCAAAAUGGCUCCGCAGAGAAGAAUAAGCUCGCGGUCGAUGCAACAGCCCAAGCACAACUUUCGGAGAAAGCCAACCAGCCUCCUCCGUCCUCGCCCCCGGAGCGCUCAUCUACCGCUUCCCAGAGCCCCAGUGAGACUGCAGAUGGGAAUGACGCCAGCAAUUCCCUACCACCAAUGCUUCAGCUGCUCCCGAUUCACGUGGAAUUUCAGAAACCUGCCCUGGUCGUUGGCAAUGACAAUACCAAGGCAAUCCUAGUCUUGAAGGCGAACUCGGCUUCGACAAUUGUAGACGCAGGGCAUACGAAUACGGUUGAUCCGUACCGUCAACUUUUCAAAAUAGAAUUUGACCACCCCGUCAUCGAAAUGCGAGAGAACGAUGAAUUCAAAGAGGACCAGGUGGCCCGAGCCACCAGGCGACGAGAGGACACCUCGAGCUUGGAAACACCCGCACAACGAUCCUUCUUCCGAAAUCGUUGGCGGAAAGUCUUCAACUCUCUUCGAAAUAUGGUACCAUAUUUUCGUCGCUCUGUAGAAUCUUUUUCCGCCGAUUCAAGAGCCGCAAUGGGCACAGGUGUGUCUCAAAUACCUGGCUCAGGUCACUGGCAAGGCUUAUCAAGGUAUCUGGACGAUAGGUAUCAAGAUGAUAAGUCAAGGUGGUCUUCUGUCGAAUAUGGUGCUGUCAAUACAAUUCUUGACUCUCCUUCAGCUGCGCUCACGGUUUAUUGGGAUUCCGUAUCCAAAGUCACCGCCAACGCUCGCAGACACAGCAGCUCGAGUUUCCACACGAGCAUUAACGGAACUGAGCCUCCGGCGUGGGGAAUGUCCUUGUCAGUCAAAGGUGGAACAGUCAAUUACGGCCCUUGGGCUGAUCGACAAAGAGCAGACUUACAGCGAGUCUUUUAUCCAACGCUGUGUAAGAAUAGCACGGCUGCUGUGCCAUUGGCUCCCGGUUCGUGGAGGGUCGCAACACAGUUCAACCUUUUUGUUGAACUAGAAGACGCCGUGACUCUAAGAAUCCCCACUAGAGAGGAGUCCAAGAAUUGGCGUUGGUUUGGAAAAGAACCUCCAAUCGGGCGACAGGGCGUUACUGGCAAGAAGAGACGCAAUCGGAACAAAAAGAGCAGCAAGGGGGAUGCUCAACCAGCCCGACCUGCCGGUUGGCUAGAGAUCAAGGUUCCGUCGAAUUCCACGGUGUCCUAUUCGAUGGAUAUGCUAGGACGCUCAACGGGCUACCAGAAUCGUUUGGACAUUGACCUGCCGAGCACCGAGCUGAGAAGCAGUGUCAACCACGACUUGAUGUGGAAAUCGGGGCCACAGCGCGUUUCUUGUGACCUGUCUAACCCUCUGACAUGGAACACCCUACGCAACUGGUCCUUCAAUAUAACCUGCGACGACAUGAAGCUUUAUCUCCUACGGGAUCACAUCUUCCUUUUAACCGACUUGGUCGACGACUGGGCCAGUGGCCCUCCAUCCGAAUAUCUCGUAUUUACGCCGUACAUAUACCACUUGAAAUUAAACCUGAACAACUUGCAAUUAUAUCUUAAUGUUAAUGACGAAAAUAUCAUCGACAAAGCCACCGCGCAUGACGACAACACCUAUUUAAUUUUAUCUAGCCCAAUUUUAAAAGCGGAAACAUCGAUACCCCUUGACAAGUUCAGACCAAGCAGGAAUUCUAUUCCGUUUGACAUUCGUGCCGACACUUUUGAUUUGAAACUACACACCCCCCAGUCUAACACCCAAGCUGCCUUUUUAAGCUCCAAUGAGCUUGGCCAUGGGGAGAGUCUUGCUGUAACCGGUAGCUACGAAUAUAAUGCCACUACAUCAGUUGCAAACACAGAUACUCUGAUAUUAAACGUCCAUGGACAAUCUCCAUAUGCAUAUCUCUACGGAUUCAUCAUAAGAUAUGUAAUACUGUUGAAGGAAAACUAUUUCGGGGACUUUGUCCACUUCCGGACGCUUGACGAAUACCAAGCACACCUUCAACUCGAGCCUCAAAAAUCCAACACUGACGCUCUACACCGACCUCCAAACAAAAAGUCAAACGACCUCGAUGUCAUCUUGUCUGUCAGAGUCGAUGACCCGCGCAUUUUGCUGCCUGUUAAUCUGUAUUCUGCCAGCCGUUAUGUGCAAUGCGAGCUGGCUAACUUAUCCGUUGAUCUUCGAUUCACGAAUUACUAUAUGGACUUGGAGCUCCUGCUGAGUCCGCUUAGCCUGUCGUUGGGAUAUCCAGCCCUCUCACCCGGUAGCCCAAACUCUUCCUACACCGACACGCAGCUUUUCGUUGACGGAGUUCGUGUUUUUGGCCACCGUACGUUCGGCCUACCUCCUUCCGAACCCACGUAUUUGUGCAAUUGGGAUGUUUCAGUCGGAAUGGUGGAUGGCGAAUGCACCGCCGACUUCCUGACUUCAUUGGCCAAAGGCGGUGUGGCGUUUGGAUUUAUGUUCGACGAUGUUGAGAAUGCCCUUGUUCCAUACUCUUCUCUUGUCUUUCACGAUGUCACUUUUGUGAGAGUGGACGUUGCUUCGGUUCGCUUGUGGUUACAUGUGGAUGAGGCAGCCUUUCUUCUGUCUACAGGAUCUAUCCAAGUACGAAGCAAUGACUGGGGCGGCACUCACUAUUCGAAGCGUGCGAACAUCGGCAUACCCAAUAUCGAAAUUUCUUGUGUGAAUGCGGAAUCUGCGUCAAGGCAUACUUCUCGACGUAACCACCCAGUAGACACUGCGGCUUACUUGAAGACAGAUGUUCAAGUGGCUUCUAUUGGGCGCAAGUUUCACUUCCAGCGAGAGCUGAAGAUGCAGCAAGACUUGAUACGGCGGGAGGAUCAACGCACAGGAAGGACGCCUUUUCUCCUCCGAAAGCCAGUCGACCCAGACUUUGUGCCGGAGCCGUUUGAUCCCCCAGCACAAUGCGUGCCGCCGCCAGCUUUCCCUCUCACAGAAGCGGAUGAUGUUGAUGACAACGCAUCCUAUCGAAGUAUCGGGACGUCUCGCUUUUCCGGUCGUUUGCGACGGCAAAGCUCCUUUUUAUCCUCCAGCUCAAGUCAUACCAGUCUUCGUAGUACAAGGACUGAACUGCGUAGUCGUGCCAGAUCAAGACAGGCCGCACUGUCCACUCAGCCCAGCGGCACAGAAAAGGAGAGGCGCGUACCAGAACAGAGAGGAAGUAUCCUAUCCCAAGGCCCGCGGCUUGCCGCCAUUCAACAGCCAAUUCAAGACUGGCAGCAAAAGGAACAUACCGAGCACUCAUCUGUUGCAUUCUCCAGUCAAUACUUUGCUCCACACUUUCCGCUGGAAAGCGUCCGUCCAGAUGGUCGCGAGGCAACCUUUGAGGAGCUCGAAGACGAGGCCGACGACGACUUUUUUGGGACGGGCGGUUCUCUUGAUGAUUUAGAUCCAAACAACCUCAGCGAUGAUCACGCGCAAGCAAGCACCAUGAUUGAAUUUACCACUGGUAUUACCGCCUUUAUCAGCCCAGAAGCCGUGCGCUACGUCAACUCUCUUUUGUCAGCCUUUCAACCAAGUGAGCCCGAUGACAUUCUCGAUUCACUCCAAACCAGCACCAUUGGGGACAUCUUUUCUGAAAAGAAGCAGAGACACAUCACAGGCUCCAUGCAGGAUAUCUUGGUCAAAUUGCCAAAAGCGAAUAUUCGAUUCCUAAACUCAUCUAUGCUGGACUCACCAGACGCCUCCCAAGAAGAGCAAGACCAGUAUGACAUUCGGAUAUCCAAAACAUUGCUAAUUACUCGCACUGUUAAGGACCGUACCGGAGAUAAUGUGACUUCUCGAACUUCACUUCAUUUCCGUUUAAAAUCUGCAGAGAUAUCGGCGUCCGAACGGCUGUCUUCGAUUGAAACACCCCAGGCAGCGAUCAUGGUCAAUAUCGAUGAUGUUAGUGUGUCACUUGGCGCAAAGGACAUUACCUACUUCGAUGCCGACAUUGGUUCCAUUGUAGGCAGCACAGCGUCUGGCAAGGUCGAAUAUCUGGCGUCAUUGAUUCACCGUACAGGCAGCAUCGCCUCUGAAUUGGGUAAUUUUUUAUCCGAAACCGCCUCUCGCAACGACAACCGAAUCAAGUACUUGGUCUCCCAGCUGUUAGAGGAUGGUCAUGCCACGAAUGACCCGUCGUUCCUCAUUCGGCCCUCUGCGGUGCUUCGAUCUACCCAUGAGCACAUGAGGACAGUUGAUUCAUGGAAACUGAUGAUGCGACUGCGACAAAUAUGGGCAACCUUGAGUCAAAACCAGAGGAGGGAGCUAAUCGAUAGGUGCAGAGACAACCCUCCAGAGGCACACCCAGAUGUUGCCGACCGUGUUGUCUCUUCAUUUCAGAAAUGGCGAUCCUGGGAUUUACAUGAUCCCAGGAAUGCCGUUUUGAUGAAGAAAAUAUUUGGGAAGGCCAUCGAUGAUAAAGAAGAGCCAUCACAAGAGUACCCUCUCCUUGGAGCCUGUCGAUUGGAUGAGCUUCAGUUUGUGUUAGAUCCUGGCCCCAAGCAGAACAACAUUGGAUUUCUCGACAUUGCUUUAAGAGUGGACAGACGACCGCCAGGUCAACGGGAUGUUCUUUCCGAAAUGAAAGACUUUGAUGGCUCGUUGACGAUUUUAAAUCUUUGUUGCGCAGAGGCUGCGAUUCAUUUGAACUGGGAGCUUUGCGAAUUGGCGGAUGAUGUCUUGCGCCUUUACACCAAGGCUCAGCCACAGCCAUCAGAGAAGACCAUGUCGAACAAGCAACCAAAACGAAAAAUUGCCCAGUCAUCCGCGGCAUAUCAUGUAGUGUUUGAAGUUGUGAAAGGGUCCAUGGAGGCAGAAACUGUCAACUUGACAGCCAAAUCCAUCGGUGAUGGACUUAAAACGUCAAUACUCCUAUGCCACGCGGGUGAAGAGCUGAGUGUUGCAAAUGUCAUGCUAACCUCCAACGCGGUUACGUCGAAGCUGCAAAGCCAUGGGAAAAUUCUUGGUGUUUUGCAAAUCCAGAAGCCAAGCGUAUUCAUUGCGCAUGAACUUCACAAAACAACAGAUAUUGACGCCCAUGUCGUCAAAGUAUCGGCGAGUUCUCCAAAUUUGGCUUUACGGGUCAAGGACGACCCCAUCGGUCUUUUAGAAGUGCUAGACUUGCUCAUCAGGGAUGAAGCGGCUCAAGUCUAUAGGCUUAAAGAGCUCAUUCCAUCGUCUCCAGAAGGUCAGAAGAAGCGCGAUAAGAUCAAGCAGCGCAUUUCCACCUUUGUGCUCAAUGUUGCCAUGUUCCUGGAUGGAUAUAUCAUCAACAUUCCGCUGUUACAGUCCUUAACAUAUAAAAUUACUGGGUCUGUGGCGAGAGCAUCAUGCGCUGCCAACUUUGGAAAGGACAUCGUUUUCGAUUUUGAUAUCAAGGAGAACUCUCACGAGAUGCAAAUCAAUGUGAAGAAUGAGCCGCGGAGCAUUUCCUUGCUAGAGAUUCCACCGGCAAAUGGACGAAUCACGAGUAAUAUGCAAUCGACAGAAAAUCUUAUAAGUGUGUUAGCAUCUAUGGAAGUCAUUCGCCUGGACGCAUCGGCUAUAUACAGCUUACUAGCCGCACUGAAUCGACCUCAGAUAUCUGGAGCUAUAGAGGAAGCGCAGCAACAAGUCAAAAUAAUCCAAGGGCACGUAGGUGAGACAUUUGGCACGCAAAGAGAGUUGGAGGCCAAAAACGCUUCUUCAUUGCCUACAUCGACUCCCAACUUAGUCUAUAAUAUUCACUUUGCUUUGGCUGGACUACGGAUUUUGGCCAGGACGCAUCUCAAGACCGUGGAAGAACCCAUGGCCCAGAUCUUAUUUGCGUUAGAAAAAGUCACUCUGCAGGCCUCAAACCAACAAGAUCCAAAUUCCUCACCUCUCAAGUACCCUGAUUUAUAUGUCAACUUGCGCCAAAUUAGUCUUGACAUCCGUCGUGGAAAAGAGAAUUCGCUACGGUCCUGCGGCAAUCUGACAACUGGCAUCAAUAUCUCUGCAAGCUCUCAGCGCGAUGAUGAUGGAAGGGAAGACUGGUCUUUACACUUCCGCAACGAUGACUUAACUCUGAACCUUUCCCCGGAAACUGUUUCGACCAUUGUUGAUGUUGUUGGCUAUAUGGGAUCCAAGAUUAGAGAUCUGGACACGUCCCGUGAACUGGAAUAUCUUCGCAAGCUGAGGCAAUCCAGACCAAAGAUUAGAAUAAACGACGAGGAACAAGAUUGGGGAGAAGAAACAGAUAUUUUCGAGUCUGUUCUAUCUUCCAUUACAUACCGCUUUGAGCUGCGAAAUAUUUGUUUCUGCUGGGACGUGGCAGAUGGAACUGUUGAUCCAGACUAUACCAAGGAGGAUCUAGUCUUGUCGAUAAAAUUGAUCGAGUUUGGCACCCGGACUCGAAAAUCUGCAAGACUGACAAUUGAGGAUUUCCUCCUGCAGACCGUUCCCCCUGGUCAGGACAAGACUAUCCGAUCUCUACAUUCUGCUCUUUUGCCCGAAGUCAUGUUCAACGUGGCGUAUGUAUCAACCGCGGAUGCCCGCCGUAUGGCAUUUCAGGCCGUGGGUGACUCACUUGAUCUUCGAUUGACUUCAGGAUUCAUUGUGCCCGCUGCAAACCUCAUACAAUCUAUUUCAUUGUCCAUGAAAAACGCACAAGCGGCUUCCUCACAAUGGACGAUUGAAGGCCCAGCAGCUGUCGAAUCCCUAGCGUCUAAAAAGACGGAAGACUUGACACCCACACGACAAGGGCAACGUCGCAUGUUCGGAAACAAAAGACUGGAAAAGUUGCUUGUUGACGCAGACUUUGCAGGUGCUGUUGUGUAUGUAUCAACCAAAAGGAAUGCUGCCAGUGCUGUGCCGGAAUCAAAGUAUAGUCAGCCAUCCCUCGCAGGCAAAUACGGCCAGUUCAGUGCAGAUGAUUCAGGCUCAGGGGCUGUAUUACGCAGUCCGGGCUUGGCAUGGAAGGCGGAGUAUCGCGAUAAUGGCAAAGAGGAUCCGUCUCUUUACGGAGAAAUUAAAAUCAACGCGUCAAGCAAUAUCCUGUAUCCCUCGGUUGUUCCAUUGGUUCUCGACAUUUUGUCUUCAGUAAAGAAAGUUGUCAGCCACAACGAUGCUAAUGCUGGUACGGAGCAGAAACCAGAACAGUUGGAACGACCGAAGCUGAAGCAGACCAAAUCUGGAGAUGAAGAUAACUUUCUUACCGCCGAUCCAAGUGCCGUACUUGGACGCUUGAAGCUUAAUCUAGGCCUGCGAAUCUGCCGACAAGAGUUUUCACUAAGCUGUCAGCCCAUAGCUAGGGUGUCCGCUACAGCUUGUUUUGACAGUAUAUACUUUACGCUCAUUACCGUUACUUCCCAAGAACAAGGCAAUUUUUUUGCCAUAUCAGGUGUGAUUGCCAAGCCCCAAGCAUCAGUGCAGCAUGUCUACUCUCGGGAUUCUACGGCCAGCUUCGAGCUUGAUUCGGUCGCCAUAUCUUUCAUGAACAGCAAGCAUUUCAGCGGCACAAGUGGUGUAUCAGCCAUUCUAAAUGUCAGCCCAAUGAAAGUCUCAGUCAAUGCAAAGCAAGUACAAGAUUUUCUGCUGUUUCGUGAAAUCUGGUAUCCAGAGGAGCUACGACAAAAGUCCGCGGUGCAGGUCCCCAAGAUGCCAACAGAAACCUCUCAGGCCCACUUGGUACAACGGUAUCAAGAGGUUGCCGCAACAGCUGCGUUCCCCUGGACAGCAACAAUAUCCAUCGCAGCGCUUGACGUCUGCGUGGACCUGGGGCAGUCGAUUGGCAAGUCAGUAUUUCAGAUCAAUGAGUUCUGGGUGUCGUCCAAGAAAACGUCCGACUGGGAGCAGAACCUUUGUCUGGGCUUCAGAAAGGUUGGGGUAGAUUGUACUGGCCGUCUGAGUGGCUUCGUGGCCUUACAAGACUUUAGACUGCGAUCAUCGAUCCAGUGGCCACAGCGGGAGGAAGCUCUCAACGAGACGCCACUUGUGCAAGCAUCACUGGCAUUUAAUGCAUUGCGCGUCAAGGCAGCAUUUGACUACCAGGCAUUUUUGGUAGCAGACAUUACAUCUCUCGAGUUCCUGAUGUACAAUGUCCGAGAUGGCGGUGACAGAAAUGGGGACCGACUGGUUGCGAUCUUCGACGGCGAAGCCGUGCAGGUGUUUGGGACUACAACAUCAAUAGCACAGACUGUUGCGCUUUAUCAAGCUUUGCAGAAACUCAUUGAAGAGAGGAGAGAGAACUUCGAGUCGUCAGUGCGAGAGAUUGAAAAGUUUAUGAAGCGCAAAUCUAUCAGCUCACGCACGAUAUUGCAGAUGCCUCCAGCAGUGCCAAAGCUUCCGGUGGAUGAUACGCUGUCCAAAUCACCAAUCUCUCUUGAUACUGAUGUGGUGGUGACUCUGAAGGCGUUGAACCUGGGCGUUUUCCCUAGUACCUUUUCCGAUCAUCAAGUAUUCAAGAUGGAGGCUCUCAACGCGUAUGCCCGAUUUGCAGCCAGUAUUGAACAACGCAAAAUACACAGCAUUCUACGAAUGACUCUUGGUCAACUACGGAUUGGUCUGGCAGGGGUUCGAGACGCCGAGGCGCCGAAGAUGCUCAACGAGAUGACAGUGGAAGAUGUAGUUCAAAGAGCUACAGGGUCCCGCGGCGGUACCAUUCUUAAGGUCCCCCGCGUCGAAGCCGUGAUGGAGACCUGGCAGAAACCAAGCAGCAACCAUAUCGACUACAUAUUCAAAAGCGCCUUUGAGGGCAAAGUAGAGGUGGGGUGGAAUUACUCUCGCAUCAGCUACAUCCGCGGGAUGUGGGCCAACCACUCCAAAUCGCUGGAGCAAACAUGGGGUCGACAGCUACCGAUGACGGCAGUCAAAAUCACGGGCGUGCCCGAAACCGAGGGUGAGCAGCAAAAGAUAACAGCCGAAGUCAAUGUCCCCCAGUCCAAGUACGACUACCUGGCGCUCGAACCACCGGUGAUUGAGACGCCGCAGCUGCGCGAUAUGGGCGAGGCGACGCCACCGCUGGAGUGGAUCGGGUUGCAUCGCGAUAGGCUUCCCAAUUUGACUCAUCAGAUUGUGAUUGUGUCGCUGUUGGAGUUGGCGGGCGAAGUCGAAGAUGCGUACUCGAGGAUCCUGGGAUCUACCUAG
Molecule: messenger RNA, 9672 nt
Organism: Metarhizium acridum CQMa 102
Lineage: Eukaryota; Fungi; Ascomycota; Sordariomycetes; Hypocreales; Clavicipitaceae
Source: RefSeq, a predicted model, not a curated record